UGCUCUGAGAAUGUUAUUAAGUUUAUCCCCUGCUCGAAGUAACCUCGUGGAAUGUUCUUUGCCUUUUACACUUCUUCUCUGCCUUGUCAGGGGGAGCCUUUGUUCUCUGCGUGCCACACAGAAUCACAGAACAUCCCAGGUUAGAAGGGACCCACAAGGAUGACUGAGGCCAACCCCCGGCCCCACACAGCACCACCCAAACCCGAUGUCUCACAGCGGCGUCCCAGCACUCCCUGAGCUCUGGCGUCAGGGCCGUGCCCGCUGCCACGGAGCUGUGCCGUGCCCACCGCCCUGUGCUGCAGAACCUCUCCCUGCCCCCAGCCGCCCCUCCCCAACGCAGCUCCACGCCGUUCCCUCAGCACGCAGCUCAGCGCUGCCCGUCCGCUCCCUGUGAGGAGCUGCAGCCGCCACGAGGCUCCGCUCGGCUCCUGUGCUCUGGGCUGAACCUACCCCAGGACUUCCUUUCCAGUGGUUGAGGUCUGACCACGUUCCUGUUUUAGCCUGAGAUGAAAACUGUCACUUCUACAAAGGUUAUGCUGUGGAACCUGCAGAAGGCUCGCCCCCUGUGGACCACAAACUUACAGGAGUGUGGAACAGAGGAAGACAGUCUGCAGUCAGCCGGCCAGCUCUUUAACCCCCCGCUUGCACAUUCCCUGUCUGUCGCAUCGUGCGGCAACGUCUUUGGCUGUGGAGCUCAAGAUGGUAAAGUCAGAAUAUUCCGAGUCACUGGUCUCAAAUUUGAACGUGAGCUGGAGUUUAAAGGCCAUAGUUUAGGAGUAUCACAAGUCCUCUUCAUUCCAGAAUCAUAUUGGUUGUUGACUGGGGGAAACGAUGGGAAAGUCUUGCUCUGGGAUGUUAAUAAUGACAUUGGAAAGCAGCAGAAAAGUCCAGCAAAGUCACUCCAUAAAAGGAAGGGCCAAGCAGCUGCUGCUGCCAGAAAAGAUGGAAAGCUCAACCAAGUGGCUUCAAAUGAACAUGCUAGAAUUUUACCAAAGCUAACCAUUGAGCAUGGAGAGAAGGUGAACUGGAUUACGUGCACAGAGAUCAAAGGCUCCAGGAGAGUAUUAGUUGCUGAUCAGAGUAGUUCUAUAUCUGUUUAUCCGUUGCCAGAGUCUUAGGCACUGAAACAGAAAUUUCUGGGGAAGAAUCAUUUCUCCACAGUCGAAAUAUGAUUCCAAUUAAAUCUGUUGGCAGUGAACUGAACAAUGAGGCCUCCUGCAUUCUCAGGAAUGGCAAGGGAUUCGCUGUGUUCUCACACAGAUGCUCACGAUGUCAUUGGCCUGGUGUUACAUUUUUAGCAGCUGGUAGUGCUCACUGCAGCCUGUUUCUUGUAGGCUGGCAAUUAGUUCAUAACUGUCCUGACAUAACUGAAGUUGGAGGAAUAAAAUUAACAUGGAAUUCCACUGUGCUUAAUGGGGAUGCUGACCAGUAAUAGAGAUGUAACUGAGUUCCUUCGGUUUCAAACAAUUUCAGUGCUUUAUUUUACUUUCCCUAUUAAACUGUCCCACAGUUAGCUUGAGCUGGGUUUCUUGGAAAUAUGGUUUUCAUUAUUUGCAUAUAAGAUUAGAGAAGCCUUAACUUACUAGCAAGCAAUCAAAUUAGUAGUCAUUGUCGACUGGAUCUUUUUUUCACACUGCAGUAAUAAAGAAGGUGGGGAAAAUGUUAGCAUCUGCCCAAUGGGUCAGCUGUCGUCUGCAUUUAGCUGUUUUUCCCAGAGAGAAAAAUUACUACUACAUUUGUCUUAAUAAAUGCUUUAUCUCACUGCU
Messenger RNA from Meleagris gallopavo (turkey), 1766 nucleotides. Lineage: Eukaryota; Metazoa; Chordata; Aves; Galliformes; Phasianidae. The record is from RefSeq and is a predicted model, not a curated record.